AUGAGAAAAAGGUAUAUAUAUAGCACAGUGGAAUAUUUCCACAGUUCCUGCCAGUACUCCUACGCUUUCACCCCUCUCACCACAGACACCAUCUCUUCGCCAAUGGGCUUGGGAUCUGACUCAGAACCAGUUUCUGUAAACCUGCUGGGCCAGGACAUCUACCUGGCUGACUCAGUGCAAUUUGUACUUGAAUACUUCCUUUGCUUCCAAGACAACCUGCCGGGGACGUACUACAUAUCCCCCAGCUUUAGAGGGGAAGAUCCUGAUGCCAAACACUUGAACCAGUUCUACCACGUGGAGUGUGAACUGUUGGGUGACAUGGACAAUGCCAUUUCCAUAGCAGAGGGAUAUUUGGCUCAUCUCACCAAGUCCAUGUUGAAGAAACACUCUGAUAUGAUUCUCAACACUGCCGGGACCCUUACACAUGUCAAAGCCAUGCUGAGUAAGCUGGAUGGAAAAACCCCACUCCCAAGAGUCCCUCUAGACCAGGCCAUUCCCAUGAUGCCAUCCGCUGACUGCUUAGAUUGGGUACAAGAUGGCCAGCCGCAUUUUGGCAGAAAGCUUACACGCAAAGGAGAGCGUGUCUUGAUAGAGAAAUAUGGUGGCGCUGUUUGGCUGACUGAGAUGGACCAUCUAGGAGUUCCCUUCUACCAGGCUUAUGUGGAGGGAACUGGACGGUGCAAAGCCAAAGCUGCUGACCUUCUCCUGGGGCUGGGUGAGACUGUGGGUCUAGGCGAACGUCAUUCCACCCCUGAGAUGGUACUGGAGGCCCUCAGGCACCAUGCAGUACCAGAGCAGUCCUACAAAUGGUACACUUACAUGCGUCAAGUGAAACCACUCCUCACCAGUGGAUGGGGCAUGGGGACGGAGAGCUAUUUGUGUUGGCUUCUUCAGCAUAAUGACAUCAGAGAUAUACAUAUCAUUCCUAGGAUGAAAGGAAUGAAGUACAUGCCCUGA
Molecule: messenger RNA, 957 nt
Organism: Perca flavescens (yellow perch)
Lineage: Eukaryota; Metazoa; Chordata; Actinopteri; Perciformes; Percidae
Product: asparagine--tRNA ligase-like
Exons: 1
Coding region: 1-957 (318 amino acids)
Biological process (GO): asparaginyl-tRNA aminoacylation
Molecular function (GO): aminoacyl-tRNA ligase activity; ATP binding
Source: RefSeq, a predicted model, not a curated record